Molecule: messenger RNA, 6527 nt
Organism: Bombus pascuorum
Lineage: Eukaryota; Metazoa; Arthropoda; Insecta; Hymenoptera; Apidae
Gene: Sol1
Product: suppressor of lurcher protein 1
Exons: 13
Coding region: 770-2644 (624 amino acids)
Cellular component (GO): plasma membrane
Source: RefSeq, a predicted model, not a curated record
UUCUCUAGUGUCGCGUCAACUGCCGCUGGAGAGUCGUGUGCGUUACACCCUGUUACCUCUAACCACCCCGUUUCGCGUGGCUUCGUCACGUUUUGUUGUCCGAAAACAAGUCACGUUCGCGAAAACGUCCGAUCUCAUCGCGAGUUUUGUGUCGUUGCCGUCGCGUCGCGUAGAUACGAAGUGUAAAUCCCAGCGAUCGUGCAAUCAUUUUGCGGAUGUCUUAUCGCUUGUCGAUGGUUCCCGCGAUCAUGCCGCGAACAUGACAAGGCAACGUGUCGUGCAAAUCGUUACAACUAACACGACGAUCCUUUUCUACGUUUGACUGUUGUUCGUCCUAAACGAGUCGAUGUAGUAAAGAAUAAAAUAGUGUCCGUUUGUGUCCAUGGCGAGUGUAUCUCCAUUCGUUCUUUGCUGUAAUUUUGCUACUUUUUACGGGCAUAGAAGGUAAUUCAAACGUCGCGAUUGAGCGAGUGCGUAAAGGUCUAUUCGGUCGAAUGUAUUCAAGCGAGCGUUUGAAUCCCUGUUUCGAUCGUGUUCAAGAUUUACAGUCUCACUGCCGGUUUGUUGCCGAUUUGUCGUAGAGUGCCUAGUCAGUGUACUUGGAGAAAUUCUGACGAACGGUGUGUGAAGGGAGCAAUUCGGCAAAGUGCGUUUAGUAUGAAUUGGUGCAAAGUGCAGGCUGUCGUGUAUUCAGCGGAGACGUCGCCCGGCUGUGAAGGAAUGCUUGUAUCGGGCGCCGAAGCAUGAGGGACGUCGCAUCUUUAACGUAAUGAUGCAGAGAGCGGUGCUACUGCUCUGUUGGCUGCCGCUCCUCAACCACUGCCACGCCGUAAAUCCAGGUUGCUCUUGCGUCGUCUACAGCAGCUCGGACAAACCUCAAGGUGGCACGUUCACAUCCCCUUAUUAUCCCAAACGAUAUCCGUCAAAUAUCGAUUGCCUGCUUUACACGUUUAUCGGUCAACCCGACGAAAUCGUCAAGCUAACGUUUCAUCAUUUCAAUAUCCGUCGUAUUCGAUCCGACUGCGUGGGUGGUGACUUUCUAAAGGUGUUUCUACAUUUAGAGACCAACGGUGUUUCCGAAUACACCCCCUGGACUGGUGUGCUCUGCGGCGAUCUACAUGACAUCCCGCAGGUUCUAUACAGUUCAAGAUCUACGCUUAUUUUAGAGCUUCACACACAGGGACCUCCAUCUAAUGCGACCGGCUUUUUUGGGAAUUUCCAAUUCAUCAACAGACGACUGUUCGAGACGGACGGCGUGUUGAUUCCUGGUACGAUGUGCGACCUCGAGUUUGUCAGUUCACAGUCAAAACGGCAAUACGGACGUUUCUACUCGCCACGGUACCCGUCCUCCUACCCAAAGAACAUCCGGUGCUCGUACCUCUUCCGAGCAAGAUUAAAGGAGAGGAUACGUUUAUUUUUCGAAGAAAUUUCUUUACAAAAAGGAGACUUGAGUUGCCUGAAUAGAGCGGAUUUAAUCAGGGUGCACGACGGUACGGAUUCAGGGGCGCCCACAAUAGCUGUGCUGUGCAACCAAGGUACGGAAGUGGAAGUACUCAGCACCGGGUCAGACCUGUACGUCGAGUUCGUCGCUAAUUCCGAGUGGCCGGGCCAAGGUUUCAAGGCGAUGUUCCAAUUCCAGCCAUUGGACGAUGCGCCGCAUCCUGAGCCGGACAAGGUCGUCCCAGGGGCCGUUACCGGUAACCCCAAGCACUCGGUCAUCGGACCGGCUGUCAGCGCUACCACGUCACUGUGCGAUAUCGUUUUCAACAGUGACUCGACGAAAACAGGGAUAGUCAUGUCACCAGGAUAUCCGAAACCUUAUCCACCGAGGACGCACUGUACAUACGACUUCCAGGGACGGGGAAAGGAACGAGUCCAAGUGGUGUUCCAGGAUUUGAACUUGUAUCAUUCGCCGGUUGUAUCGGACACAGCGAACGAAUGUGAGGGCGUAGAUUCAUUAGUGGCGUACGUGCAUAUAGACAGGAAGAAGGAGAAGAUAGAUUCGUUUUGCAGUGGAAAGGCAGCACGGCCUAUCAUGAGUAACGGACCACGGCUUUCCUUGGAAUUUAAUGGCAUCACAUCAUCUCGCCAAUCACGAGGUUUCAAAGCUGUGUAUUCCUUCAUAGAAAACUUCGGCGUAACGACAGGCCGACAGGAGGCGCAAUACCCCUGUGCGUUUGUUUACAACAGCAACGAGACACGAAACGGUACGUUCGCCUCGCCGAAUUAUCCGGGCUUGUACCCACGCGACACGGAAUGUCAUUAUUUCUUCAAUGGCCAGCUAAACGAGCGGGUGCAUCUUCACUUCCACUUCUUCGACGUGGAGGGCGUGUCGCCCUGCGAGGCGGUGUCUGCGAGCGACUUCGUCGAAUUUUCGAAUUACAUGUCUAGGGACCGGAAGUAUUCGAGGCAUUGCGGUCAACAAAAGGAAUUCGACGUGGAGAGCGACAGAAAGUUCUUUCGCGUAACCUUUAAAAGCAACGGCAGAUACGAUGGAACAGGAUUUAACGCUAGCUAUGUGUUUAUGGACGAGGAAGGAAAUUAUACAACAAAGCCGCCGAGUAACGCGUCAACGUUAAAAGGUGGAAUGGCGCUGGUGAUGCUGUUCGUGAGCCUGCUUCUCUUUGGCCGAGUUUCGCUUUAAUCACGAUCAGUAACUUGGACGGGUCUUUGGCUCAAUUUACAACGAACUAUAACUUCGAAGACAGGAGCCAUCCAAAAUCCUCCAUUAUUCGUCGUACGAAGGAAAGUGGGUACACCGUUUGCAUCAGUGAAAUUGCCAAAGGGAUACCAAAGUCGAUCUCCCUCAAGAUACAUACAUACAGGACAUUAACGACUCAUUUAUUAAAUCUACGUCGCCGCAUUAAUUCGCCACCGUUCAUUCUCCAUCGUUUUACUACGUAUAACUAUCACGGUAAAGAGUAUCGGCAAUAAGAGGAGAUCCAAACCUACCGAAGGAAGAUUCGCGAUGCGAAAUAACUAUGAAGUUGUAGAAGAGUGUAUAAGAUGUGUUGAUCAGAGAUACGCGGUUUCGUCUUAAUCCUCGAAUAAAUUUCGAAGCUUAGACUAAUUGGAAAAUUGAAUUUUUUUUCUUUGCGUGUUCUUAACCGAAUGAUUUCUUAAUUCAGAAAUUUUGAUCAUCGUGGAAUUAAAAGUUGAUAAAGAAAAAUCAAUUUCAGUUAGAUGGAUUCUAAUCCUUAGAGAAGUCUAAAUAUGAUUUAUUUUUAACAAAUCGAUACGAUGGAUGGAGACAUGGGAGAUUCGCAAAUAAAAAUAUUAUUACACUCGAUUAGUUGGAAAUGUGAGUAACGAGUUUCCCCGUCGAUCAAGUUUAACAAGCAACGUAAUUUUUUAUUAAAAAAUCAAAUUUAUCUCAUUAUUUCGAAUAUGGAUUUAAACAAUGAAAUACGAUUCUUGAGAAAUUCACUAGGUCUCUUCCAACGAUCAGUUACUUUACAUCUCUUAACAAAUUUAUAGAGUAAGAGGCUCGUGUAUCGCUUAACAACACUCCACGUGCACUUGCUAAAAACUUCAUAACGUUUUAUCUUUACAAACUCGAGAACGUUCCCUGUUAGUAUAGAUACUUAACGAACGCGUACGAAGAGAGGAUAUUACGAGAGUUGUAUAAGUAACGAUACAAGUCUAUAAUUUGUUGUAGAAUGACGUAUCCAAAGUGCUGAAUUGUUAAUGUUUUUCUCCUCGUACGGAAACGAAUUUAUUAAAUCGCUAUGAACUAUCUGCCCGAAGAAUUUAUUUGAAAGUCAUACGUAUAGUGAACAGAGAAACACGAAAUAUUCGCCUUCCUAAGUACACUACGAAUGUAUUUAUUAUUACAUCCUCUAUAUGACUGUGAUGUUUCCAUUCCUUCUUAGUUCAUUAGAAAAACGAAUACAAGUCUGAUAUAACGCGAACAAAUCAUAAAGGGGUUCGUAACGUAAACAAUAGUUGAUCGAACGGUUACGAAUCGCCGCUCAAAUUAAGUCAAAAAUAAACGGAUUUACGAUUGCUAUCAGAGCUUGAUAUCUUCAAAGAAUCAAUUUAAACAAGCGGAGAAAGUACCGGCGCGAUACGGAUUUCGCGGGCAAGCGAAAUUAGCCGGUUUUAAUAAUGUAUGCACGUGUUCGAGUAUUGAAAUGAGUAAUCAUAAGGAUGACUAUCAAAUCGAGAAGUAUAGUCAGACAGUAGAAGGAAGAGCAAUACCUAACUUUAAUAAUCGAUCGGGACAAUUACGACUACGUUGGUUAUUGCUGAAAAAGUUUGAAAUAAUUUUCUGAACACGGUUCGAAUACUAUAGGAAAGUGAUUCUAUCUCUUAUGAAGUAUAUAUGUAAAUUAGGCUCAUUUUUACAAAUUACUGAAACCAAAAGCUGAGUUGCUGAGAAGGGAUAUUUCGUUCUUAAAGAAGAAUUAUUUUAUUAUAUGUUCUAGUUACACGAAUAUAUGAGUAACUACCUGUGUAAUCUAGCAGCAAGUGAUAUAUAGUUUUUAAUAUAUUUUAUGAUAUAUUUGCAUGAAUAAUUCGGAUAUUUUUAACAAACAAAGUAAUCGAGUUUUUCAUUGUUUGACCUAUUGAUUCUCAAUUCUGUCCCUGAUAAGCUACGUUCAAAACAAAAAUGAACGUCACUUAAACAAUAGUUAGAUUCUGUUUCGAACCGAAGCAAGAGCGAAUAGUUCACGAAAUGUGCAAACAGUCGCGGUUUAAUGAAAAGACAACAGAGUAAGAAGUUGCAGGCUGUUAAGAUAAAACACGAUACAUAAAACUUUCAUGUUCAAACUUCAUCCACUUCAGGUAUAAUCAAUAAAGACAAAUGUUUAACGACCAAUGCGAGAAAGAGGGAUAAAGGAGAGACAAUGGAGAAAUGCAUCGGCACAUCGCCAUGUCGAGGCAGAAAGUCAUUAUCGUCGAAGUUAACGAUAGUUUCGCGGUACUUCGCACAAAGGUCCGCCACUUUCCUGGAAAAUUAUUUCAAACUAUAAACCGGCCAAACUGUAAACCGAAAAUCAAGCUCACUUCCUCGAGCUUCUCGCGUUAAGCAUAGCCAGCAACAGAAGUGAAAUGUGGUUUUAUACAAUCAUUGUGACCGUCAAUCUCGAAGAUACGUCGAUCAAAUAUAUCGUGUAACGAACAACAAAAGCAAAUAAACUAUAACGAGCGAACAAGGAGAAUACAAAGAUCAUCGUUGAUGUUCAAAAAUGUUAAAGCGCCAAGGAUACAUCGAAAGAAGGCAAAAUCGUUAAACUCUCGCGAGUUCAACAUUGCAUCGAUGUAUCCAAUGAUACAUAAGGAUAGGUAGCAAUACUGUCAUUGUGUAUGUUAGACUACUGUGGAUAUUUUUUAAUAGGUUUAUAAUGCGUUGACUACUUCUCCCGAGUUUCUAGUUGAUUUAUAAAGAAAGAAAGAGGUAAAAGAGAGGAGUAUGACUGUGUAUUACGAUUUGAACGUCUCUGUGCGCAUGAGAAAGUAAAAAGAUGGACUGUACAAUGUAUAUGAGCAGUUAUCACUUACGUUUAUUGUUAUUUAUAUGUUGUCUAUGAAGAGAUGAAUACGGCAGAAACACUAUUAGGAAGUUGUACACCCGAAUUGGCACUAUGAAAUGCUUCUAUGUAACUACCACGUUGUAAAUAUUGUUAUAUUUAAUCCGUUCGAGUUGCUGUCAACAACAGUAUAUUGUCAAGCUGUUUCAUUCCGUACCGAUAAAGCUCAGUACGUGGCGGAAUUAAAUGAGAACGAUAUAUGUCGUAGCUUUGGUGGUUCGAACCUGAGGUCUACUAAUUUUGCUGUUCCGUUUCACGCACUCAAUCUCACGUCUAUAUUGAUUUAGACAGCGAUAAACAGGCGAAUUCGUUCGUUUCGCGUUGCAGCUAAAGCCUUAAUUAAAACGACACUUAUCGAUUCUAUUAGGAGCUACGUAUUAAACGCAGAAAAUUCGAUAUACGUACGCGCUUCUAAACGUAGGCGAGAUUAUACUUUUGCGUCGUUCUAUAAAGUUAAUUUGCUACAAUAAAAAAAAAAAGAAAAAAAGAAAAUGCCUAGUUGAGUUUGCGAAGAUUAGUGCACUUGUAUGCAGUUAAAGGAGGAUCUAUGUGUACAAGAACGACUUAACUAGUUAAAUAGUUAUUAAAAUUUCAAUCUCUUGCGAUUUACGACUCAACGAGCGCUCCGUAAUUAGGCAGGAAGUUCAGGGGCGGCCUAGCAGCAAGUUCCUGAGUCCAAAGAAACAAAAGAGAAAUAAAAAAAUAAACUUUUAUCCUUACACGCCGCAUAUUACUGGGACCUGUGAGUUAUCAAAGUUGCGCCUGGGGCGCUCCAAAACUUUGUCCUGCGGUUAAAACUGUUCAAAAGCAUCGUAGUCAUGCUCCGGACAAAGCGCGAUCAUUGAUCGGAGCAUCGACUAUGGUAUCCGCUAGUGGCGGAUGUAUUUUCUUAUUCUGUUUUGAGGCUCUUGCCGGAACAUCUCACGCAUAAGUUACUAAACUGUAAUGCAAUCAUCGUUACUGUCCUAAUAAACCUUAACAUAUGACUCUGUA